Vombatus ursinus (common wombat) is the source of this 1491-nucleotide messenger RNA. RefSeq names its product calsequestrin 2 (gene CASQ2). The transcript is spliced from 12 exons. NCBI's taxonomy places the organism in Eukaryota, Metazoa, Chordata, Mammalia, Diprotodontia, Vombatidae. Gene Ontology annotation, molecular function: calcium ion binding. The record is from RefSeq and is a predicted model, not a curated record. Gene Ontology annotation, biological process: regulation of cardiac muscle contraction by regulation of the release of sequestered calcium ion. Gene Ontology annotation, cellular component: sarcoplasmic reticulum lumen. The coding region runs from base 1 to 1230 and encodes 409 amino acids.
AUGGAGAGAAGAGUAGCUUCUCUUUUACUAGUGGGUUUUUACCUGCUGCCUUUUUGCAGGGCAGAAGAGGGACUGAACUUCCCCACUUAUGAUGGAAAGGACCGGGUAGUAAACCUCAAUGAAAAGAACUACAAGCAGAUUCUGAAGAAAUAUGACCUGCUCUGCCUCUUCUACCAUGAGCCGGUGUCUUCGGAUAAAGUUUCCCAAAAGCAGUUCCAAAUGAAAGAAAUUGUCCUAGAGCUGGCGGCCCAGGUCCUGGAACACAAAGCUAUAGGUUUUGCCUUGGUGGACUCCAAGAAAGAAGCCAAGCUUGCUAAAAAGCUAGGUUUUGAUGAAGAAGGAAGCCUGUAUAUCCUUAAGGGUGACCGCACUAUUGAGUUUGAUGGAGAAUUGGCUGCUGAUGUCUUGGUGGAAUUCCUUUUAGAUCUAAUUGAAGACCCAGUGGAGAUCAUCAACAGCAAACUGGAAGUCCAAGCCUUUGAGCGCAUUGAUGACUAUAUCAAACUCAUUGGCUACUUUAAGAGUGAAGACUCAGAACAUUACAAGGCAUUUGAAGAAGCAGCUGAGCAUUUCCAGCCCUACAUCAAAUUCUUUGCCACUUUUGAUAAAGGGGUUGCAAAGAAGUUAACCCUGAAGAUGAAUGAGGUUGACUUCUAUGAACCGUUUAUGGAAGAGCCCACUGCAAUCCCAGAUAAACCUUACACGGAGGAAGAGCUUGUGGAGUUUGUGAAGGAACACCAAAGACCCACGCUACGCAGGCUGCGUCCAGAAGAUAUGUUUGAAACCUGGGAAGAUGAUUUGAAUGGAAUCCACAUCGUGGCCUUUGCAGAGAAGAGCGACCCUGAUGGCUUUGAGUUCCUGGAGAUCCUGAAACAAGUUGCCAGGGACAAUACCAAUAAUCCUGACCUAAGCAUAGUAUGGAUUGACCCAGAUGAUUUCCCAAUGCUUGUCACCUACUGGGAGAAGACAUUUAAGAUCGACCUGUUCAAGCCUCAGAUUGGAGUAGUGAAUGUAACAGAUGCAGACAGUAUCUGGAUGGAUAUAAUAGAUGAUGAUGACUUACCUACCCCUGAAGAACUAGAAGAUUGGAUAGAAGAUGUACUUUCUGGGAAAAUAAAUACAGAAGAUGAUGACAAUGAUGCUGAAGAUGAUGAUGACGACGACGACGAUGAUGAUAACUCUGAAGAAGAUGAUGAUGAUGACGAUGAUGAUAGUGACGAGGAGGAUUAGCUCUCAUGCUGAAAUUCUCACAGACACGGAACCAUUUUUAUUCAUUAUCCUUUAAAGACAGAAUGGGAGACAGGAACAGGCAGUCCCAAAGAGAUCCUUCCUUUAUUUUUAAGACCUCCUUUUGUACUCCCUUAUUAUCAAGAAUGAGAAAACAGUAACUCCUUCCUAAUAUAAUGUGAGAGAUUGCUGGUGGAUAUAGGUUGGGAAUAGGAGAGUGAGAAGGGGGAGGAUAGGGAAUAUGUCUGGUUCUAAUGUCCAGAC